Herpailurus yagouaroundi (jaguarundi) is the source of this 1673-nucleotide messenger RNA. Its product is annotated as transmembrane protein 202-like. The record is from RefSeq and is a predicted model, not a curated record. The transcript has 5 exons. The coding region runs from base 306 to 1355 and encodes 349 amino acids. Gene Ontology annotation, cellular component: plasma membrane. NCBI's taxonomy places the organism in Eukaryota, Metazoa, Chordata, Mammalia, Carnivora, Felidae.
AUUUGUCAGGCAGUUUGCUAGGUGUUUGAAACUCAACAGAUAUCUGGAUUGGAGGAAGGGAUUGGACUAGAUCUGGCAAAUGAGGCAGAGACACUGUACACUUCCUGUUAGUUCUGUUUCCUGGGGUGGGGGAGGGGCAGGAAAGUGUGUUAGGUCAGAGUGGGUUAGGUUCUAUGGCAGUUGAGAAGAGCAAUGAGCCAGAAACUAGGAUGGAGAGAAGGGAAGGAAAUGCCAUGCCCUUACACAGGGUUUAAAAUUCCAGCAUCCUGGGUUACCCAACAUAUAGGCCAAUUCUCCCCUACCGCAUGUACCACUUCUCUUCUAUGUCACCACACCAGCGACAGCUUCUGGAGAGGACCCAAAGCUACAUUCGCAUGUUCUGUGCUGCCCUCAUGGGCUUUAUCUUUGUCCUGCUGAUGUGCUUUUCCCCUUUACAUUGGGUGCGGUUCAUGGUAAUGAAAGACAAGAAGAAACUCUUUGCGGGGCUCUGGACUGUGUGCCACCAUCAUCUCUGCUGGAGCCACGUGCCAAAAGCACCCUACUACCUCCAAUACUCCAGGGCCUUCUUCCUCAUCUCUGCCUUCAUCAUCCUCAUUAUCAUUAUAUGGCUCAGCACGUUUCUCACCAAAGGGCCAGGAGACAAAACCCACAUAGAUCUGGGCCUGUCCAUCUUCUCUUUCAUCUCAGGCACCUGCCUACUCCUCUGCCUCAUUUUGUACCUGAUGCAAGUGAAAUUGUACAGUAGGAAUGUCUUAGAGCCCCAUUUCCUAUUAGCCUACCGCCUCAAUUGGUGGGGCAGUAUCUUCUACAUGACAGUUGGGUUCCUCUCUGGACUCAAUCACAUAAGUUCUCGGGCUACUUCUCCAGAUCAAAAUCUCCUUGUGAUUCCUAUAACAAGGACAAGAAUAGGAAAUACGGCCAGAGUAGACCGUGGACUAACUGAAACAAAUGUAGGUGUUUCUACGUGGAUGAAUCAGGCACCAGAAAGGCAGUCAGGUUCAGUGGCACAAUCAAGUGUCUACACAGAGAAAGGGACUCAGACAAAGACAGUAACCCAAAAAGUGCUAGAAAGUCAGGUUGAACCAGAGGUCCAGGCUGAGUCAGGGACCCACACAGAGCCAGAGAUAGGAAGUGAAUCAGCAAUAAAAGAUGGGUUAAUAACUACAAGGUUAGCUACUGAGAUAGAACCAAUUGACACAGUAGAGCCAAGUCCUGAGGCAGAGAUAAUUGGGAGUGUGGCUGAUGAUAUGUCAAGCAAUAGCCUUCAGGGUAAUGAAAACAAAAUGACCAAAAACUGGAAUUAUGAGGACAGAGAUUCAGCUGAGAAAAAUGAGGAUGACAAAACAAAAAAUUAAUCUUAGAUACAAGGUAGUGAGAGCAGAGAUAUUAAAAACAAACAAGCAAACAAACAAACCCUAGAAGGCUUAAAGAUGUUUUGUUGGGUCUGUAAGAAGUGUGGUAGGAGUAUCAGAAGUAAUUCUGAUAUAAUAGUAUGACUAUUCUUUUGAACCGCCCCACCCCCCACCCUCCCACCCUGGAUUACACCUCCUUCACGGAGCAAGUGGUAUUAUGGAUGAAAGCAAGCCAUUUGUAUGGGUUAGGGCAAAGGCACCAAUAUCGUAAGGCUCACAAGGAAAGAAAUGCAAAGCUUAUUAAAGGAAGUUUCCAUGUUA